ACAGUCCUCGUCACCUUUACUUACUUUCCCCAAACAUUACAGCACACAGGCUUUUCGCCAUGGACUCUCCAUUCUCGAGCCCGACGAAGGCCCUGAACCCCCUAUCGCCCGAGCGGAUGAAUCAACAAUUCACGCCUAACUCCCCAUUAGCAUCCAACAUUCUCAACCUUCGAGGAACACACUCCAAAAAUCUCUCUGAUGUUCAAUCCAAAGUCGCGUAUCUCAAUGGUCUGUCCUCUCGAGGAAACAGCCCUGCCCAUGCUCCACAGCAACAAUCUGCGAGUAAUUCAGCAGCUUUACAGCGCGCCAUCCUAGGACGCGAAGAGGCCGAAUCUGCUUUAGCGCAUGCAAAUUCAGAACUCGCCGAAGCCCAGUCCCGUGAGCGUCGCAUCAGUGAACGACUCGAAUCACUGCUGGAGGAACUCCAAACCGCCAAGGAGCGACAGGCUCAUGAGAGGACGGUGUUCGAGAAGGAAAUCCGUAAGGCCCGGAAGGAGGCUUUCCGCGCUGGCUCAGUGGUCGUCAAGGUACAAGAGGACUUGAAGCAUGCGAGAGCCGAGGCCAAGGCGUUCAAAGAUGAGGCUCAGGUGGAGCGGCGCGCGAAGGAGCAGGCAAAACAAGAGGCAUUCGAGCGUGCUUACGCUCUGGCCGGGCUCACCGAGGAGAUGGAAGUUCUCAAAGAACAGCUCCGUGCCGCGGAGGCUAACAUCAGGUCGCGAAGCCAGAAAGCACAAAACCUCAAGAUCGGCCAACAAGACGCUGGACGGAUGUCCCUGGUGGAAGGCGAUCUCGCUCUACUACUAACCCCUACCCCUCGGAGACCUAAACGGGUAGCCGAGGAUUCCGUCAACUCCCUCCUAUCUCGUGCCACUAAACCAUCGCCUGCACACGAUACCCCUCCCAAGCGACAGAGACUAUCGGACGUCACUCCCCGAGCGGAAGCUGAGGAAAUUGCCCUUUCGGAAGCGCAACAAGAUAAGAUGGAAGAACUUGAGCGAAUUCUGAAACACGAGCGCCAGCUCAGGACGAAUGCCGAGGAUUUGAUCGAAUUCCUCAGACUCGAGUGCCAAUUUAAGCGCUGUUCUUGCCGGUUGACCGAGACGGAGGAAUCCGAUCAUGUGCAUGAAGCGGGAACAGUCGAGGGUGCCGAGCAGGAGCAUGAAACCAAAGUGCAGGAACAUGGAGACCAUGUUGUCGCCCCGUCGCGCGACGAGAGUGAAUCGCACACUCACCUUGGCGAGCCUGCUGGUUUCGCUGCGCAGGAAGACGUGAUUGAGACUAUCGACGAAGAUGAUGACUUGGAAGAAGCUCAGGAGAUCGAGGAAGAGAUAGUGGAGGAUGCUGAAGACGAUGAUGACGAUGAACUUCAAGAGGAGCCGAUAAUCACCUUUUCACCUGCGACCGGCACAUUUCACACAAUCCCAUCGCCUAUUCGGGGAUCUCCGCGGAAACAGCUCCAUGAAGCUGCGUUACGUUCGCCAUUGGCAGAGGUCGAGGACGAAGUGGAAGCUCCAGCAGUGACCGGUAGUUCUGUUCCGAAAUAUAACCUUCACAGACAUGAGACGCCGUAUGAUCACAUCAUGGAUAACGAAGCCCCUGCCUUCACCUCUACCCCGGGGACUCACCGGUCUUCGAUGGUUGUUGAUGUUCCGUGGGACCCUGUGUUGCCCGUGGUACAUGAUGCUCCUCCCUCACAUGGACACGAUGACCUCAAGAAGAUCCCUACACGAACCGACGAGUCCGCAAGCAAUCGCUUCGCCGAUGUCCCAGGCACGCCCAUCAGCCGGGAGGAAGCCCUGGCUCAGAUCCGAGCACGCAGAGGCAGGACCAACACGAUGAAGCGCUCCAUCAGCGCCGGCGAGAGUGCUCUACGCUCCGGCGGGAUGGGCAUCACCCCCGUGCGAUCCGCCCGGCGCAUCCCAGGCGUCCAAGUCCACCACGCAGAAGCACAAAGCGAUGGCUCCAUCCGCAAUCGCCGCGAUCUGAGUGCUCCUAUCCGAAUGUCGUACCACUAGUCAGUGGCUCAGAACAACUUUCACGCCAUUCCCGUCUAUCUCCCUCUCCCUUUCACAUCCCUACCUCAAAACUCUUGGUUAAUGACUCGAACUCUCUCUCUCACUCUCACUCUCUCUCUCUCAUGAUACCCCGGUACUCCGAGUGGCAAUGGCGUUUAUUUUGGGGGGAAGGAAGUUUCACCUCGGCUUUCAUGAUUUUUUUUGGGCUUCGAUUUUGUAUUUCUUGGUAUAGAUGGUGGCACAUCCCAAAAGAUCUUUGAUGAAUAUUUCCCGGUGACUUUGUGUGUCCGACAUAUCAUGAAUCAGGUACUAAUACGGCAUAAGGAUUACUAUCCGUCUCUGCGCCCACUCUCACUCCCUCCUCUACAGUUAAUUAGAGAUCUCCUUUGUCCUGGCGUGUGUGUGAUGUUUGCUUGGUUUCUGGUUUUCUCUCCACUUGGAUACAGCAUCUGUUCUCCCGA
Aspergillus homomorphus CBS 101889 is the source of this 2476-nucleotide messenger RNA. RefSeq lists its product as uncharacterized. Lineage: Eukaryota; Fungi; Ascomycota; Eurotiomycetes; Eurotiales; Aspergillaceae. The record is from RefSeq and is a predicted model, not a curated record. The coding region runs from base 60 to 2015 and encodes 651 amino acids. The transcript has a single exon.